Anguilla rostrata (American eel) is the source of this 2740-nucleotide messenger RNA. It is a transcript of the gene actn1, whose product is annotated as actinin, alpha 1. The record is from RefSeq and is a predicted model, not a curated record. Gene Ontology annotation, biological process: muscle cell development; actin cytoskeleton organization. Gene Ontology annotation, cellular component: cortical actin cytoskeleton; Z disc; cell junction. Gene Ontology annotation, molecular function: actin filament binding; calcium ion binding. Lineage: Eukaryota; Metazoa; Chordata; Actinopteri; Anguilliformes; Anguillidae. The transcript is spliced from 15 exons. Bases 95 to 2170 code for a protein of 691 amino acids.
UAUACCUGCUGGGGUAAAGGGUGACACACAGCAGACAGUAUUACAGCACGUAGUUUUUUCCCUCCCUCUCUCUCUCUCUCCGCAGGAUGACCCCAUGACCAACCUGAACACGGCCUUUGAUGUGGCCGAGAAGUACCUGGACAUUCCCAAGAUGCUGGACGCCGAGGACAUCGUGGGCACUGCCCGCCCGGACGAGAAGGCCAUCAUGACCUACGUCUCUAGCUUCUACCACGCCUUCUCGGGCGCACAGAAGGCAGAGACGGCGGCCAAUCGGAUCUGCAAGGUGUUGGCCGUCAACCAGGAGAAUGAGCAGCUGAUGGAGGACUACGAGAAACUGGCCAGUGAUCUGCUGGAGUGGAUCCGCCGCACCAUCCCCUGGCUGGAGAACCGGGUCCCGGAGAACACCAUGCAGGCCAUGCAGCAGAAGCUGGAGGACUUCCGGGACUACCGGCGCCAGCACAAGCCGCCCAAGGUGCAGGAGAAGUGCCAGCUGGAGAUCAACUUCAACACCCUGCAGACCAAGCUGCGGCUCAGCAACCGGCCCGCCUUCAUGCCCUCCGAGGGCAAGAUGGUCUCGGACAUCUCCAACGCCUGGGGCUCGCUGGAGGGGGCGGAGAAGGGCUACGAGGAGUGGCUGCUCAACGAGAUCCGCAGGCUGGAGAGACUCGACCACCUGGCAGAGAAGUUCCGCCAGAAAGCAGCCAUCCACGAGGCCUGGACUGAAGGCAAGGAGGAGAUGCUGCAGCAGAAGGACUACGAGUCCGCCUCUUUAUCAGAGAUCAAGGCCCUGCUGAAGAAGCAUGAGGCCUUUGAGAGUGAUCUGGCGGCCCAUCAGGACCGAGUGGAGCAGAUCGCUGCCAUCGCACAGGAGCUGAACGAGUUGGACUACUACGACUCGCCCAGCGUGAACGCCCGCUGCCAGCGGAUCUGUGACCAAUGGGACGCGCUGGGCGCCCUGACCCAGAAGCGGAACGAGGCCUUGCAGAGAACCGAGAAGCUGCUCGAAACCAUCGACCAUUUGUACCUCGAGUUCGCCAAGAGGGCGGCGCCAUUCAACAACUGGAUGGAAGGGGCCAUGGAGGAUCUGCAGGACACCUUCAUUGUCCACACUAUUGAGGAGAUUCAGGGUUUGAGCACAGCCCACGAGCAGUUCAAGGCCACGCUUCCAGAGGCAGACAAAGAGCGGCAGGCCAUCUUGGGCAUCCACAAUGAGAUCUCCAAAAUUGUGCAGACCUACCACGUCAACAUAGCCGGCACCAACCCCUACACCACCAUCAACCCCCAGGAGAUCAACGCCAAAUGGGACAAGGUGCGACAGCUGGUGCCGCAGCGGGACCAGGCCCUGAUCGAAGAGCACGCCCGGCAGCAGAACAACGAGCGCCUGCGCAAGCAGUUCGCCAACCAGGCCAACGUCAUCGGCCCCUGGAUCCAGACCAAGAUGGAGGAGAUCGGUCGCAUUUCGAUUGAGAUGCACGGCACCUUGGAGGACCAGCUGACGCACCUGCGUCAGUACGAGAAGAGCAUCGUAAACUACAAGCCAAAGAUAGACCAGCUGGAGGGAGACCACCAGCUCAUUCAGGAAGCCCUCAUCUUCGACAACAAGCACACCAACUACACCAUGGAGCACAUCCGCGUUGGCUGGGAGCAGCUCCUCACCACCAUCGCUCGCACCAUAAACGAGAUUGAGAACCAGAUCCUGACCCGGGACGCCAAGGGCAUCAGCCAGGAGCAGAUGAACGAGUUCCGGGCAUCCUUCAACCACUUCGACAGGGACCACUCCGGCACACUGGGCGCUGAGGAGUUCAAGGCCUGCCUCAUCAGCCUGGGCUUCGAUAUCGCCAACGACGCGCAGGGUGAGGCCGAGUUCUCCCGCAUCAUGAGCAUCGUAGACCCCAACCGGCUGGGGGUCAUCACCUUCCAGGCCUUCAUCGACUUCAUGUCCCGCGAGACGGCCGACACGGACACAGCCGACCAGGUCAUGGCCUCCUUCAAAGUGCUGGCCGGAGAUAAGAACUACAUCCUGGCGGAUGAGCUGCGUAGGGAGUUGCCUCCAGACCAGGCGGAGUACUGCAUCGCCCGCAUGGCGCCCUACACUGGUCCUGACGCCGUACCUGGCGCCCUUGACUACAUGUCCUUCUCCACCGCUCUCUAUGGAGAGAGUGACCUCUGAACCCUCCUCCGGGGCCGCCCUGGGACCAUCAACUCAGCAAUGCCCGGUCCACAGCCAUCUUCUCCUCAGAUUACCCACAGCUAGCUCCUCCCUGCCCCCUCCACAACCCUGUUCAUACAAAAGCUAGCGCCUGCCUGUCCUCCUCCACAGUGUACUCCUCUUCACCCUUCCCACAGCUAGGCCCUUCCAACUCUGACGAUGCGCCCCCCCCCCCCCUUCCCAAAGGCAGAUUCCCCUCCUGCCUCACCACCAUAGCCCUGCUCCUACCAUGCUGGCACAUUUUUUGUACACCCCCAGCCUUUUGCCACCCCGUUCCUCCCCCCAUUGCCCGCUGCCCCCCCCCCUCCCCACGCUCCCAUUUGUUGUACUUGCUUUUGAUGCAAUGCAGCACCUCUCCAGGUUUACAAAGGGGAGAGAGAAUUGUUUCUUUCUGUUUUUAUUUUUUGUUGUUCUUGUUUUUCUUCAAAAAAAUAAAAAUAAAAUUAACAUAUUUUAUUAUACAGAACGAAAAAAAGGUAUUUUUCUCCACCUGAUUUAAAAAAAAACAAAAAUAAAGACAAAAAAUUGCAA